AACCGUGGCCAUUACCUUCUUAUCGCAGUCCCCAAUCAUUUUGAUCGCAGGUUCGGGCGAAGAGGAAGAAGCAGCUAUGUUAAAGUUCUAAAUAUCGAAUUCAAUGCCUUAGAUCCACGCUUAUCAUCUUGCAUGGAGUUCUUAGCGCAGUGUAAUGCUCGCAAGGCCAAGGAGUCGAACCCCGCUUGCCAAUUGAUCGUCAAGCGCCGAACCGAUGACCACCCGCCCCAGAUCGCCGUCGCCUUUGUCAACGGAGUCGAAGAGGUUUUUGACGGUACAUCUACUCCUUCUCAAACAAUCAGGAAUAUGAUUCUUGAAAAGGGCCAACUCCUUGAGACCGAGCAAAUGUUCCGAGAAGCUGGGGAAACUUGGCCAGUUAUCAUUCCCGAUGAAGAGCUCAAUCAACCCGCUCCCAGUAUCAAGUCUAGAAAAAAAGCAGAAGACAAGCAGUAACUUUAGAUGUGAAAGGAUUCCGAAUCAAGAUCUAAAUAUGGCCUGUGAAUCCUGAGUUGGUUUUCAUAAGUCAUUUGUUUAUGAGAACUUGUUAUACCAGUACAUGCUCUAUAACUAGUUUGAAAUUGACUGGAAGGGGUUUGUUACGCCGUGCUCGUGCUCGUGCUCGUGCUCGUGCUUUCAGAAAUAUCGGAAAA
Messenger RNA from Cucurbita moschata (crookneck pumpkin), 650 nucleotides. RefSeq lists its product as uncharacterized. Gene Ontology annotation, cellular component: mitochondrial large ribosomal subunit. The transcript is spliced from 2 exons. Lineage: Eukaryota; Viridiplantae; Streptophyta; Magnoliopsida; Cucurbitales; Cucurbitaceae. The record is from RefSeq and is a predicted model, not a curated record. Bases 133 to 453 code for a protein of 106 amino acids.